Ictalurus punctatus (channel catfish) is the source of this 2437-nucleotide messenger RNA. RefSeq names its product serine incorporator 1 (gene serinc1). Gene Ontology annotation, cellular component: membrane. Lineage: Eukaryota; Metazoa; Chordata; Actinopteri; Siluriformes; Ictaluridae. The record is from RefSeq and is a predicted model, not a curated record. The coding region runs from base 119 to 1498 and encodes 459 amino acids. The transcript has 10 exons.
AUAGCAUACGUCAACCCUUCGACUUUUACACUGAAAUGCUGAUAUUGCGCCGUUUCAUUUUCUGUAAACACACCGCAGCCAUCUUCGGUAUUUUGCCGUCAGACUCUGCAGUGAAAAGAUGGGCUCUGUUCUUGGGCUUUGUUCUAUGGCGAGUUGGAUCCCCUGCCUUUGUGGCAGCGCUCCUUGCCUUCUGUGCAGAUGUUGCCCCAGUGGAAACAACUCCACAGUCACGCGGCUCAUCUACUCCUUCUUCCUGCUUCUGGGAGUUGGCAUCGCCUGCAUCUUGCUGAUGCCUGGCAUGGAGGGACAGCUCAAGAAGAUUCCAGGCUUUUGUGAAGGUGGAAUGGGAACCUCGAUCCCAGGCGUUAAGGGUCACGUGAACUGCGACGUGCUGGUGGGCUACAAGGCAGUGUACCGUGUGUGCUUUGGCAUGGCCAUGUUCUUCCUCCUGUUCUCGCUCCUUAUGAUCAAGGUCAAGAGCAGCCAAGAUCCACGAGCUUCUCUGCAUAACGGGUUUUGGUUCUUCAAGUUUGCUGCUGCCACUGCUAUUAGUGUUGGAGCGUUCUUCAUUCCCGAGGGUCCUUUUACAACCGUGUGGUUCUACGUUGGCAUGGCUGGCGCUUUCUGUUUCAUUCUGAUUCAGCUGGUGCUUCUGAUUGACUUUGCUCACUCCUGGAACGAGUCCUGGGUGGAGAAGAUGGAGGAGGGAAACUCUCGCUGCUGGUAUGCAGCUCUUCUUACUGCCACAGCCGUGAACUACGCCCUGUCCUUCGUGUCUCUGGUGAUGUUCUAUGUGUACUACACCCACACUGACGGCUGCACUGAGAACAAGGCCUUCAUCAGCGUCAACAUGCUGCUGUGUGUGGGAGCCUCCGUCAUGUCCAUCUUGCCCAAAAUUCAGGAGUCCCAGCCCAGAUCUGGUCUCCUGCAGUCCUCUGUCGUCACCCUGUACACUAUGUAUCUGACCUGGUCUGCAAUGACCAAUGAGCCUGAUCGCAAGUGCAACCCGAGUCUUCUGGGCAUUAUUGGCCUGAACAGCACCACCCCAGCUGAAGAAGGUCACGUGGUUCAGUGGUGGGAUGCCCAGGGCAUUGUGGGAUUGAUCCUGUUCCUGAUGUGUGUUUUGUAUUCCAGCAUCCGCAAUUCCAGCAACACUCAGGUCAACAAGUUGACACUGACUAGUGACGAGUCUGCUUUGAUCGAGGACGGUCCGGCGCCGGAGAAUUUUGAUGAGGGAGACGAUUCAAACCGGGCCAUAGACAACGAGAAGGAUGGCGUCACGUACAGCUACUCUUUCUUCCACUUCAUGCUCUUCCUGGCCUCUCUUUACAUCAUGAUGACUUUGACCAACUGGUACAGCCCCGACGCCAACUACGAGGCAAUGACUAGCAAGUGGCCGUCGGUGUGGGUGAAGAUCUCGUCCACUUGGAUCUGUAUCUCGCUGUACGUGUGGACCCUGGUGGCUCCGCUCGUCCUCACCAACCGCGACUUCGACUGACGAGGCAGAAGAAAACAAGCUUUACGCAAACUUAAACCCUUCAUCAUUGUGAAUAUCCGCCUGUAAAUGAAGGGCAAGUUGGUUCAUAAUUGUAAAUAGCUGAAGCUGGUGCAUUCCUGUGUGGUUAAUCCUCAGUUUUUGGUUUAACUGUUGCAUGUAAAGUAGUGAUAUUUAUUUGUGCUGUACGUCGUUAUAAGCGGUCAAAACAAUUAGCCAGAAUUGAGUUUUUAAGUACGGGAUUAUUCAUGUACGCAUCCUGAAAGAAAGAUCAGGAGAGAUUCUUGGAAAACAUUAUGAUUUAAUUGGCUUGGGCUUUGACAGGACUGUUGAAACGUUUGCUUUAAGUUUAUUCCUGGAUCUAUAGGAAUGUCACACGUCGUUUUUAUUAAUAUUUCUUGUAGAACGGGCGUAAGAGUGCAGUAUUGCAGAUUUAGCAAGUAUCGUUGCUAAGUAGAAGUUUAGAUUUGCUGUGUUUUGUUUUUUUUUCUUUCAUUCCUGAAAACACGACAUUUAGGACAUGAUUUCCGUCGCCCAUGUGAAAUACUGUUUUAUUAACUUCAGUGUUAGCAGUUUGGUGCAUGUUAAUGAAUUUCCAGGCUUUUGGUUAGUUAGGACUGCAAAAUGCCACAGUGCUAAUCCUUUUUGCAACUUGCACAGGUUAGUUGAGUUUUGAAGUUUUAUCGUAGUGGAAAUGUUCUUGCACUGAUUCAUUGCUUUACAAACUCAUUUUAAGAUGUAUGUUAUAAUUUCAUACGUAUACUUUGCUUCUAUACCAUGUAGAUGUGUGUUACCAGCCUGCUGGAGGUAAUAGUCUAGUAGCUGCUGUUAAGUAACAUUAUUGGUGUUGAUGCCUAAGUGUAUUUUUUUAUUUUUUUUUGUCCUUUUGACAUGUGCGUUGUAAUCUAUCUUGUCUUAAUCAUUAAAGGUUUAAAACCCCCA